Zingiber officinale is the source of this 3614-nucleotide messenger RNA. RefSeq names its product ATP-dependent zinc metalloprotease FTSH 12, chloroplastic-like. Bases 45 to 3086 code for a protein of 1013 amino acids. Gene Ontology annotation, cellular component: m-AAA complex; chloroplast thylakoid membrane. NCBI's taxonomy places the organism in Eukaryota, Viridiplantae, Streptophyta, Magnoliopsida, Zingiberales, Zingiberaceae. Gene Ontology annotation, biological process: embryo development ending in seed dormancy; protein-containing complex assembly; mitochondrial protein processing. The transcript has 19 exons. Gene Ontology annotation, molecular function: ATP hydrolysis activity; metalloendopeptidase activity; ATP-dependent peptidase activity. The record is from RefSeq and is a predicted model, not a curated record.
CUUCCCUAUCCUCCGGCCCUCCCAAACCCCUUCUGGCGCUCCGAAUGGGCUCCCACGCAGCCCAUUCACUGCAAAUCCCCCUCCCUCGCUCCUCUUCUCCGCUCCCCGAUCCUCCUCGUCUCUUUCGUCUCCGGCCCUUCCCUUCCCCUCCCGCACGCUGCUGCUCCAGAAGGCGCCAUUCCUCAAGGAUUACCUCUAUUCGAGCCGCCUCCUCGAGCGCAGGAGACGGGUCGACACAGUUCACCUGGGAUAACUUCUCCGGCUCCCUCCGCCGUGGUUCCGCCCGGUUCGUGACCAGCUUCGCGGAGCUCUUCAGGAAAGAGACCGGGCUCGACAUUGAUGGCGCCAAGACAGGCGAGCUGGUCGAGCGAACGCGCGACGCAGUUAAUAGGGGACGGAUUGCGGUCGAUAGAUUGUGGAUGGAGUUGCUGCCUUUGUUUCUGGAGUGGAACAAGUGGGAGAAUUGGAAGGACAUUAAGAAGUGGGAACCAAGGCGCAUUGGAGUGCUUCUUUUGUAUGUUAUUACUGUUUCAGUUUCUUGCUGUAAGUUCUAUGUGGCUUUAACUAGUCAUAUCAACCAUCAAAGUAAGAGAGAAUUAACUGAAGCCUACAUGGAAGCUUUGAUUCCUGAACCCUCUCCGGCUAAUGUUAGGAGAUUUAAGAAGGGCAUGUGGAGGAAGGCAAUGCCUAAAGGAUUAAAAAUAAUGAAGUUUAUUGAAGGAUCAAGCGGCCAACUUAUUCAAGAUAAGUCUUAUGUUGGAGAAGAUGCAUGGGACGAGGAUCCUGCACCUCCAGAAGAUGCAUUAUCUAAGAUCAUUGAUAGAGAGAAAACCUUGAGCCUUGAAGAUAAGAAAAGUUUGAAAGAAAACUUGGGCAUCCCAGAAGGUGUUAUUGUCAGUUCAGUGGAUGAAUAUGACAGUGCAACAUGGAGGGAAAGACUAAGAAAAUGGAAAGAAAUUCUGCAAAAGGAAAAAUUUACUGAGCAAAUGGAUUCCCUUAGUGCCAAGUAUGUAGUUGAUUUUGAUAUGCAAGAAGUUGAAAAGAGUCUGCGUAAGGAAGUUGCAGAGAGGACAUCAAAUUCUUCUGGGAGCAGAGCACUUUGGAUUUCUAAGAGGUGGUGGUAUUAUCGUCCAAAGUUGCCCUACACAUAUUUUCUCGAUAAACUUGAUUGUUCUGAGGUUGCUUCUGUUGUCUUCACCGAGGACCUUAAAAGAAUAUAUGUGACCAUGAAAGAAGGCUUUCCUCUAGAGUAUAUUGUUGAUAUUCCACUUGAUCCAUACUUGUUCGAGAGCAUCUCUAAUUCGGGUGUCGAAGUUGAUCUCCUUCAAAAGCGGCAAAGCUAUUAUUUCUUCAAAGUUGUUUUUGCAUUACUACCCGGAUUACUUAUUUUGUAUAUUAUCAGAGAAUCUGUUAUGCUUUUGCAUGUUACAAAUAAACGAUUUCUAUAUAAGAAGUAUAACCAACUUAUUGACAUGGGAUAUGCAGAAAACUUCAUACUGCCCGUAUCAAAUUUUGAUGAUUCCAGAUCAAUGUACAAAGAAGUUGUUUUAGGUGGUGAUGUUUGGGAUCUUUUAGACGAGAUAAUGAUUUACAUGAAUAAUCCAAUGGAAUAUUAUGAAAAACAAGUUGCAUUUGUUCGGGGUAUACUUCUUUCAGGACCUCCUGGGACUGGUAAAACACUUUUUGCCAGAACCCUCUCAAAGGAGAGUGGAAUGCCUUUUGUAUUCGCCUCUGGUGCUGAAUUCACUGAUAGUGAAAAAAGUGGUGCUGCUAGAAUUAAUCAACUUUUCUCUAUUGCCAGAAGAAAUGCUCCAUCUUUUGUGUUUGUGGAUGAGAUUGAUGCCAUUGCUGGUCGUCAUGCAAGGAAAGAUCCACGAAGAUGUGCAACAUUUAAUGCUCUGAUUGCACAACUUAAUGGAGAGAAAGAGACAACUGGACUGGAUCGAUUUUCUCUAAGACAAGCUGUAAUUUUUAUCUGUGCAACUAAUCGGCCAGAUGAGUUAGAUGAUGAGUUUGUUCGCCUAGGGCGGAUUGACCGGAGGCUAUAUAUUGGGUUACCUGAUGCAAAGCAGCGAGUUCAAAUUUUUGGUGUACAUAGUACGGGAAUGAAGCUUGCUCAAGAUGUUGACUUUGAAAAACUUGUUUUUCGGACUGUUGGCUAUUCUGGAGCUGAUAUUCGGAAUCUUGUCAAUGAAGCAGCAAUCAUGUCAGUAAGAAAAGGUCACUCUAUGAUCACCCAGAAAGACAUAAUUGAUGUGCUAGAUAAACAAUUGUUAGAGGGCAUGGGAGUACUGCUAACUGAAGAGGAGCAACAAAAGUGCGAAGCUAGUGUCUCCGUUGAGACAAGGAGGCUUCUUGCUGUGCAUGAAGCUGGUCAUAUAUUGCUAGCUCAUUUAUUCCCUCGCUUUGAUUGGCAUGCAUUCUCUCAGUUACUUCCUGGUGGUGAGGAGACUGCAUUAUCUGUAUUUUAUCCUAGAGAAGAGAUGGUAGAUCAAGGAUAUACUACGUUUGGGUAUAUGAAGAUGCAGAUGGUAGUUGCACAUGGAGGGCGGUGUGCUGAGAAAAUUGUUUUUGGAGAUGACAUCACUGAUGGUGGAAGGGAUGAUCUUGAAAAAAUAACCAGAAUUGCUAGAGAAAUGGCAAUCAGCCCUAGAAAUUCAAGAUUGGGUCUGACCACCCUUGUCAAGAACGUUGGAUUCAGAGAUCGUCCAGAUAAUCCAGAUAGUGAAUUAAUUAAUUAUAAGUGGGAUGAUCCUUACGUAAUACCUGCUGACAUGACUCCUGAGCUGUCUGAACUCUUCACUCGAGAGCUUACAAGAUAUAUAGAAGAAACAGAAGAGCUUGCCAUGAAAGGUUUAUUGCAGAAUAGGCAUAUACUUGAUGCAAUUGCCAGCGAACUCUUUGAAAAGUCAAGGAUAACAGGACUGGAAGUGGAUGACAGAAUCAAAGAGAUGUCUCCAAUAAUGUUUGAAGAUCUGGCAAAACCUUUUAAGGUUAACUUGGAGCAGGAUGUAUCAUUCCCAGUAUGCAAACAGCUGAAUUAUCAACCCCCAGUCAUCUAUCCUGCUCCGCUCCACCGUUGCUGAAUCCAGGAAGUAAACUGGUGUCAUUUUCUCCAUCUAUGUUCCUGAAUGCUCGAUGACAGACAUGUUGGAGAAUCUGUUGAUUCUUCACCAAAAUUCAACAGCUUGCGACCACCACCUUAUUGUGCAACAGACUCGUGAAGUCGUCGAAUGUUGCUGCAGAUAGUUUCGAUUUUCACCGACCUUUUGUUGUCAGAUCGGUGCGCACACUGAAGUUGGUCAUUUUGUUUCUCCAGUUUUACAUGAUGUAAAUUGGAAAUCACUCAACUGUGGGGGUUUUGUAUACUCGACUGCAGCGACUACAGCUUUACAGAGAAUCCUUUCGAUCUUGGGCACACAGCAACUUCAAUUGGCGCGUGACCUUGUAAUCUCAAAAUCUUCCAUUACGAUUUUAAUUAUAUUCUAAAGUGAUUUUUCAAUUUUGGCGAUACAUUUGGUGGCGCAAUAAUGCUCAUUCUGUGCCUGUGUACUUGUGUAGGAUGACUAGAAAAUCUAUAAAGAUUAAAGAGAAUUUCUUUUUGUACGAAGUUA